Messenger RNA from Triticum turgidum subsp. durum (durum wheat), 1557 nucleotides. The record is from the annotation of a GenBank genome assembly. NCBI's taxonomy places the organism in Eukaryota, Viridiplantae, Streptophyta, Magnoliopsida, Poales, Poaceae.
AUGCUGGUCGACCACUUCGCCGCCGAUCACCAGCGCCCCGCCGUCACGGUCCGUUACGGCCGGUCUUGGAGACUGAGCUUCUCCCUGUCACACGGCUGGCACCUGCUCGUCGAGGAGGAGGACUGCAACGUGUUCCUCGUCUCCCUCCGCCCGCUCGGUGAGGGCACCGCCGUGUCAUUGAUGUGCAUCAGGCCGGACGGCGAGGCCGAGACAGGGCCCCGGUUCUGGUGCAAGCUCUCCAUGGAGCGCCGUGGCGGCGACAAAGACUACAACCUAGUCCUCAUGACCUCGCCAGUGAGCAGCAACGCGCUGUCCACGGGCGCAUCGGGGUCGGGCCAGGUAAUGUUCUUGGUGGCGCCCCAGGAGCUGCCCUUCGGCGACACGAUCACACUCAGUGCCCGGAUCGAUUUGAUCCCACCUGCCGCCGUCGGUCCCAAAUCAACUACACCACAGGCUAGGGCGCCGAGGAGGAUGCAUGAAGCUGGACCCGAUGCUCAAAGAACCCUAAAAUUCAAACCGAAGGUGAUAAUGUGGACAAAGUCACAUUUCAAAGAGUCUUCAGAGACGGGCCAAGUUGUAUGUUAUUGUGUAUCAAACUGGGGACAGAGGAUCAUCCUUCUUUCAAAGUUUGUAUUCAUGGUUCACAUAAAUCGUGCGAUGGAGAACGCCGGCGAGCCGAGCAACAAGAAAUCGAGGUUGCAGGAGGAGGAGCCCAUGGCGGUGAAGCAGGAAGGGCUAGAGAGGAGGCAGAGCCAAGGCGGCGAAGGUGCGCUGUUGGCGGUGGAGGACGAAGCCAUGCAGGUUCCAUGGGUGGCCGCGGAGGUGAACCCGCUCUUCUAUCUCUGCUUUGCAUGCCAACUCCCACUCAGGCCUCCUGUGCACCAGUGCGAGGGCGGCCACAGGGUGUGCGGCAGGUGCCAUGGCGACCGCUGCACGUCGUGCGACCCGCCGACGGCCUACAUUCCCUUCCCCUUCAUGGACGACGCGCUGCGCGCCGUGCAGCUGCCGUGCUGCUACAAGGCGGACGGCUGCGGGAGGAAGCUGAUGUACCACGAGGCCGCCGACCACGCGCUGCAGUGCGCCUUCGCGCCCUGCCACUGCCCGGGGCACGGCUGCAGCAUGUGGGCCUCCCCGCCGGCCCUCCUCGACCACAUCGCCGCCGCCCACUCCUGGCCCGUCACGGAGGUCAGCUACGGGACCCCGUUCAGGAUCGCCGUGCCGCCUCCGUGGCGCGGCGGCGGCACGCACCUCCUCGUCGAGCGGAACGACCCGCGCCUGUUCCUCGUCACCCUGUCCGAGUUCGGCGAGGCCACCGCUGUGUCGGUGGUGUGCGUGCGGGAGGGCACGGCGGCGGCGGCGCCCCGCUUCAGGUCCACGGUCUGGGCUGAGGUUGCCAGCAACACGGAGGAGAAUUUGUUUCGUCGUCUGUCCACGGUGCCGAGCAGCAGCAGCGGCAAUCUUCCCGGUGAAAGGCCGCCGGUGUGCCUGCUGGUGCCACCGGACUUUGGGAGCGAGAGCGAAGACCUCUUCCUCGGUGUUCGCAUUGACAAGCUCUGA